This is a messenger RNA of Punctularia strigosozonata HHB-11173 SS5, 2327 nucleotides long. RefSeq lists its product as uncharacterized. Gene Ontology annotation, biological process: centrosome localization; establishment of mitotic spindle orientation; cell migration. The transcript has 4 exons. Gene Ontology annotation, cellular component: kinesin complex; centrosome; kinetochore. The record is from RefSeq and is a predicted model, not a curated record. Gene Ontology annotation, molecular function: microtubule binding. NCBI's taxonomy places the organism in Eukaryota, Fungi, Basidiomycota, Agaricomycetes, Corticiales, Punctulariaceae. The coding region runs from base 1 to 1986 and encodes 661 amino acids.
AUGUCUUCCACGGACGAGAAUGCCAUCAACUAUUCGUCGCCCUCGGUCGAUUGGCGGGCCAAAUACGUCGAGAUCAGCGACAUUCUGGCGGAAACACGGCAAGAACUGGACGAGUUCCACCAAUCGAGCAAGGAACUGGAGGAGGAGCUGGAGCGCGAUCUGGAACGGGCGGAGAAAGCUCAGCAGGAUCUGAAAAUCAAGGUCGCCAGGGCUGAGCAGGAGCGGGACGACUGGAAGACCAAAUUCAUGUCUCUGCAAACAACGCACAACACCACAACGACAUCUCUACAACGCGAGCUAGAUAUGGUGCGGCAGGAGAACUCGAAGAUGCGGGUGCAGUUGCGUGAUCUGGAGCUUGGCAACGAUGAUCUGGAGAGGAAUGAGCGGGCCAUAUCCUCUAGCUUAGCCGAUGUCGACGCCAAAUAUCAACGAGCAUUGGAGGAGAAGAUUCUGCUGGAACACGAAUUACUGGACAAGGCCAGUAUGGAGGAAGAAUGCCAAAGGCUGAAGGAUCAAGUCAGAGAGGCGAACGAAGAAAUCUCUAUCCUGAAGGAUCAGCUAGAUGCUGCUCGAGCUGCGGCAUCAUCGCGUUCCUCCGUCGUUUUGUCCGAGACAUCUUCCGCUUCCUCGGCAGCUGCGCAGAAGGAUGUACCACUUACCACGGAUGACCUAAUGCGCACCGCUCCACCUAACGAACUGUCGCUCGAGGAUCUGAUGACGAGUAGCGACACGCCUACUCGUAAAGUGGAACCCACGACCAACAUAGUCACUCCUUCCGAGUCGCGCAAGGGUCAAUCGGCGCUUCUCCGGCGCACUGGUGUGGGAGCCUCUCGGUCGGGAAUCCCUUCGCCAGGCUCCAGUCCGUCACCAUUUGGCCGCUCGAGCACAUUGCCGUCACUCAACACGGCACUUAGCUCCGCACGAUAUAAAGCUUCUCCCCGUACUCCUGUUGCCCGGCCCACCUUCCCAACGCGCACAACGAGUGUUUCAAGCAACGCAACUACGAGCACCGCUACUGGUAUACCGAGGAGCAAGGGAGUGCAGAUGGUGUCCGAGAUGCGCGCCCGUGUCAAGAACCUGGAGCAGAGAAUACACACUAGGGUGCCCCGUUUGCGGAUGGGCAGUGUCUCCGGGCGACAGAAUGCAGUUCCCGCUGCUACGAGCACGACGACGCCGACACAAGUGCCUGCAUCAUCGUCGACCACCACUGUCCGACCAAGCCCGCCCAGCAGCCGCCAGAUGAAUCGACUCAGCCUUGAUGCGGAAGGAGAGGGCAAGAAAACACCCGCAGGUGGCGACACGGGCUGGGUGCUUAUCAUGGAAGACUCGCCUUCCCCAGUUAAGGAUAGGACCAAGGAAAGAAGGAGGACGUCCAGUCCCACCGCGCCGUCUGCAUUUAAGCGCCUUACUUCCAACACAACCUCGGCCUCGAACGAUCGGAGUAUCAGCAGUCAGCUUCAAAAAAGCGUUAAUCGCCGGUCCGGGUCGCGCAUCUCGGUGACUACGGAUAGGAGUAGCAUCAGCACAGCGGCAUCUAUGAGUACGAUUCCGACGCCUACCUCGAGGCCCACAACACCUACGUUCUUACCAUUGCCCACCUCAGGCCUGUAUUCGAAUCCUGGGGUUGGCUUAAAGCGUUCCACUGGACCUAGUUCGACUACUCUCAAGCGCUCGUCACUUGGAUCUAGCUCGCCCUUCCCCCCUACCAGCCUCAGACCUCCAUCUUCUUCCGGCUUCUAUACGCGAACGUCGUCCAAUACGACCACAACCAAUUCCCAUUCGUCGGACGGUGUGAGCAACGACCUAAGCGAUGGCCCACACCACAAUGUGACCACGCGCGCCAAGGCGAACCCGCUCAGUCAAAGCCGGAUUGGCCGACCCAAUGCUGGACGGAAGAGUGCGGGACAAGAGGCACUGGACGCGUAUGCCGCGCUCGACAAUAGCCGAACGCGGGCGAGUCCGACUGCGACCCGGCCUGCAAAGUAAUCAUCGGCUACUUUCAUCUAUGCGUUCCCUGCCUUGAUGCCUUGACUGCACUUUCGCAUAUCUCCCCUUGUCGGAAAAUCGUUAUGUUAUACUUACCUUCUACAUCCCGAUCCUACUCCUCCCGUCCAUUAAUUUGCGCGACGUCUUCCUCUCCCGUUUCUGACGCCCAUGACCUCGCAAUCAUUGUUAUAUGGCCCGGGACGCAAUGUCUCUCGUUAACAUACAUACACCUUUUUUCCACUCUUAACUGUUCUACUAGUGUUUUCCUCUCUUGUCAGUCCGUAGUACUUAUGCAGACCUGAUGGAUAUACCUGUGAUAUUUAGAUGACGAUAACGAACUG